Salvia splendens (bonfire salvia) is the source of this 3567-nucleotide messenger RNA. RefSeq lists its product as uncharacterized. Lineage: Eukaryota; Viridiplantae; Streptophyta; Magnoliopsida; Lamiales; Lamiaceae. Gene Ontology annotation, cellular component: nuclear pore. The transcript is spliced from 9 exons. The record is from RefSeq and is a predicted model, not a curated record. The coding region runs from base 250 to 3312 and encodes 1020 amino acids.
UUCACUUCACUCAUCUCAUCUCAUCUCAUCUCUUCUCUCACUCUCCCUCUCUCUCUCUCUCUCUCUCUCUCUCUCUCUCUCUCGAUUUCUCUCUCACACACAAAUAAGAGCUCAAGUUCACUAAACCUUCCGUUGCAACUUGCAAAACAGGCCUUUUUGCCGUUCUCUUGCUCUCAUUCCACACAUUUCCUGUCUUCGCGGAUACUUACUAAUUAAUUUUGAGGGGUGAGAAGCUGAGUUGAUGCGAGAAUGGUGCAAGGUCCAAGGCCCAAAACUAGGAAAAACCCUUGUGUUCAGCUUGACUACGUUAUUCAAAUUCAGGAGAUAAGCCCGUGGCCCCCAUCUCAGUCUCUGAGAACAAUUCGUGCUGCUCUGAUUCAAUGGGAACAUGGUGAGAGGAAUUCGGGGUCCACCAAUCAAGUUGUGCCUUCAGUUGGGGCGGAUGCUGGUGUUGGUGAUGGAAAGAUUGAAUUCAACGAGUCUUUUAGACUCACAGCGUUACUGGUGCAGGAGAAGUCUAUGAAAGGUGGGAAUGGGGUCACUUUCCAGAAGAACUGCAUUGAGUUUAAUCUUUAUGAACCACGACGGGACAGGUCAGUGAAGGGUCAGCUGGUGGGAACUGCUGUCAUAGACCUAGCAGAAUGCGGCAUUAUCAGAGAAAGUUUGUGCAUAAGUGCUCCUGUUAACUGCAAGCGAACAUAUUCGAACACGGCACAACCGCUUCUCUUCCUUAAGAUCCAGCCUUAUGAGAGGGGCAGGCGAAGCUCCUCAUCAAGGGGCAACUUGAUGAGAGAAUCUUCGAUGGACAUGAGUAAUAGUGAAUCGGUUUCUGCAUUGAGUGAAGAAUAUGCAGAAGAAGCUGAUGUUGCCUCGUUUACGACAGAUGAUGAUGCCUCCUCGCACUCAUCUCUGGCUGUUACUUCAGCAGAUUCAAAUGGAAAUGCAUCACCUCAAAAUAAAGAUAACAGAACAGUGGCUGUGAAUGGUAAAGAAGCUAAGUCAGAUGGGGAGAAAGUGAUUGAGUCUCAUGUGAAACCAGAAGACAAUUCUUUGCAGUCCACUUCACCAGAUUUAACUUCAGAUCUAGCAUGGAUCUCAAAUAAAAUUCUUUCACGAAGUUCGCUGUCAUCAGCACCAGAAGAAAUGGCGAAACAGCUAAGCUCAAAUAAUGAAGUUGGCGAAGAUGAAGCAGACUUUAUUAAGCAAAAUGUUUCUAGUGGUGGUAGAGAUGUCCAAGUUCACCAAAGGGAUGAGGAUGUGGAUUCUGUUCUCAGCCACAAGCAGGGUGGCUAUAAUGCUUCAUUUGCUGGUACAGAAGAUGCUGAACGAACAAGUUCACCUGGAAGUGGUUUCAUAGAUGGUGAGAUCAUAGAAGAAAUACAACAAAAGUACACUAAUAAAACAACAACCGUGGAAGACAAAGAGCACCAUCCUCAGGUUGACCCGACCAUUGGCUUUUCUGAAGUUGAUGCCCAUAGGCAAUCAAAUCUGGAAAAUGGUCCACCUUCUGAAACUGAGGAAAACUAUGAAUUUAAUAAUAAUAAUUCAAAUGUGGAUAGAUUAAAGCAUGGGAAGUCUGUUCGAUCAUCUGCAGAUUCAAGCAGGAGCAAUGGCCCUGUGAGAAGCAACCGAUUUCUUGUGGCCGAUGUUCAGAAUCAUUCUCGAGACUCAGUAAGCUCUGAGUCAAAAGAUUCUAAGACAUGUGAAAUGAAAAAAAGGGAGCCAUUUUUUGAUGGUAGGAUCCAGCAUUUGGAAAAUAGAAUGAAAGUUUUGGAGGAAGAGUUGAGGGAAGCUGCUGCUAUAGAGGUUAGUCUGUACUCUGUGGUAGCAGAACACGGAAGUUCCAUGACUAAAGUCCAUGCUCCAGCUAGGCGUCUCUCAAGGCUCUAUUUCCAUGUGAGCAAACUGAAGUCGAAAACAAGGAGAGGGAGUGCUGCUAAAAGUAUUGCAUCUGGAUUAGUUUUAGUUUCCAAGGCAUGUGGAAAUGAUGUACCAAGAUUAACUUUCUGGCUCUCAAAUUCAAUUGUAUUGAGAGUUAUUGUCAGCAAGUUUCUUAGUUCUGCCACUGGAAAAGAGGGGGACAGCAGCGGAAAGAGAAAAUCAUUACCCCUUAAAUGGGAGUCCUUCCCUGGUAUGAGUGCUAAAAGUGCUAAUGAGGAAUGUUUGGACAACUGGGAGGAACCUUCAACAUUUAUAGCUGCUUUGGAAAAGGUUGAGGCAUGGAUAUUUGUACGAAUCAUCGAGUCCAUAUGGUGGCAGACAUUCACUCCGCAUAUGCAGUCGGGUACUACCAAAGAAAUUUCCAGCAGUCUGGAUUCUGAAUUUAGCAAAUUAUACCAGAGAACCUCCAGUUCCAUUAAACAGCAGCAGAAUAGUUUUUCUCUGGAACUCUGGAGAAAUGCUUUCAGAGAUGCAUGUGAGAGGAUAUGUCCUGUUCGAGCUGGAGGACAUGACUGUGGCUGUUUGCCUGUGCUCUCAAAAGUGAUCAUAGAGCAAUUGAUAGCUCGUCUAGAUGUGGCCAUGUUCAAUGCCAUCCUUCGAGAAUCAGCUGAUGAAAUCCCAACAGAUCCUGUAGCGGAUCCUAUUAGUGACGCUGAGGUUCUCCCCAUUCCAGCAGGGAAAGCUAGUUUUGGUGCUGGUGCACAACUAAAAGUUGCGAUUGGGAACUGGUCCAGAUGGCUUACUGAUAUGUUUGGUGUCGAUGAUGAUGACUUGCUCAAGAAUAACUCAGAAGCUGCCGUUGAUGAUGAUGAACAAAUAUCGAAGGAUGCAUCAUCAAAGUGUUUUCAUCUCCUCAACGCACUGAGUGACCUUAUGAUGCUUCCCAAAGACCUGCUACUGAGUCAGACGGUUAGAAAAGAGGUAUGUCCUACAUUUGGUCCUCCCCUUAUUAGAAGGGUUCUCAACUUUUUCAUCCCAGAUGAGUUUUGCCCCGAUCCAGUUCCCGCAGUUGUACUUGAAGCCUUAAACUCAGAGGAUCCUUUUGAUUCAGAGGGUGGCUCCAUCAUGAACUUCCCGUGUGGCGCAGCACCCAUCGUAUAUCAGCCACCAUCAGCUGCUUCAGUUACUAGUUUUUUAGGAGAAAUCGAUUGCCAUCCUCAGCUCACACGUAGCCGGUCCUCUUUGCUGAGGAAAUCACAGACGAGUGAUGAUGAACUGGACGAGUUGGACUCACCGUUGAAAUCCAUCAUCCCGGAUGCGUUUGAGGCAUCUCUUUCGUCAGCAAAGCAUGGCUGGACACUGAAGGAGAAUGGAAGCCGCAAUCCUUUGAGGUAUCAGCUCCUUCGGGACGUGUGGAUGGAUUGUGAAUAACGAAUGAUUUCGUCACAACUAUCAAUCGACCUCGUAAUAAUCUGCAAACUCAUCGUCAGAUGUUGGCAAAUCGUGUAGAGAUUGUAGCAAUAAAGUGUAUAGGUUUAGCUGUCUUGAUAUGACUUUCAUGUUGGUCUUUUUUGUUGCUGCGUAUAAAAAAGGGAUAUCUAAAUUCUUAGCCAGAAUAGAUUCUCUUGUUUUGAUGCAAUAAUUCAGAAGUGUAAGGUAAAAGUAGGUGCAAUUUUUGUGUGUCCA